This is a messenger RNA of Rhincodon typus (whale shark), 703 nucleotides long. It is a transcript of the gene nppc, whose product is annotated as natriuretic peptide C. Lineage: Eukaryota; Metazoa; Chordata; Chondrichthyes; Orectolobiformes; Rhincodontidae. Gene Ontology annotation, biological process: cGMP biosynthetic process; receptor guanylyl cyclase signaling pathway. The record is from RefSeq and is a predicted model, not a curated record. The transcript is spliced from 3 exons. Gene Ontology annotation, molecular function: hormone receptor binding; hormone activity. Bases 115 to 468 code for a protein of 117 amino acids. Gene Ontology annotation, cellular component: extracellular region.
CCGAGAAAACAGCAGACGACCGUUGAUCUACAAGCAGGCAGAACUCAGAACGUAACCAACAAAUUUUCAUUUCAUUGUAUCUAGGCGUAACAUUGGCGAUCUAACCAAACGAGAAUGAACAUCUCCUGGAUGUUGGUUUCUGGACUAUUCUUGGCUGUUUUGCCCACAAGGACGGCAGCAACCCCCCUGUUUCGCUCACAGUCAGACCUUGCACAUUUAUUAGGUGAAGAAUUGUCUGAGUACCUUUCCUCAGAGGAAAGAGAUGUCCCUGCACUUGUGAAUCCCAAGGUCCGGUUUUUACGGGACCUUAGCCCCGACACCAGGUCAAAGAGCACCUGGGCUCGGCGGCUUUUCAACGACUACAACAACCCCAGGAAGUUCCGAGGAAUCAAUAAGAAAGGGUCGUCCAAGGGCUGUUUCGGACGCAAGCUGGACAGAAUAGGAGCGAUGAGCGGUCUGGGUUGUUAGAUCUGCGACACCUAGCGACGGACACCGCGCUGAUGAUAGGCUCUGAAAACUACUUGUCCGUUUUAUUGUCUCCGUAAAAGUACCGUUUAAUAAGAAAACGAUGCCAAUACGUAUUGUCGGUACGACGAACCACAUCAUCAGCAUCUUUACUGGAAAAGAACGCGAAGGAAAACGUUGUAGGAACUAAUGCAGCUGUAAAUUGUCGCUAUUAUAAAUUGAUAAUUUCAUUUCUGCA